Molecule: messenger RNA, 3444 nt
Organism: Xenia sp. Carnegie-2017
Lineage: Eukaryota; Metazoa; Cnidaria; Anthozoa; Malacalcyonacea; Xeniidae
Exons: 27
Coding region: 55-2991 (978 amino acids)
Biological process (GO): multicellular organism development; positive regulation of kinase activity; cell surface receptor protein tyrosine kinase signaling pathway
Cellular component (GO): signaling receptor complex
Molecular function (GO): protein binding; transmembrane receptor protein tyrosine kinase activity; ATP binding
Source: RefSeq, a predicted model, not a curated record
UCAUUGACAUUCGUAGAAAUCAAAGGUAACAGACCUAUAUUUGGAUCGAUAUAAAUGAAUUUUCUCUUCGUCGUUGGGAUUUUUUGUUUUCUGUUUUCGACCUUUUGUGAUUCACUAAUUAUGAAUACCUCAACAUGUGUUGAUGAUUGUAAAAAGAAAACAGUUUCCAAUGAGGAAAAUAUUGAACUCUGCAAAACAAGAUGCGAACAAUCUUUCUUAAACAAGACAUUACUAAAUAAAGAAAGCAUUUUACGAAAUUUGUCGACGCCAAUUGCUCCUAAAAUUAUUCGAAUUGAAGAUCAGGCUAUACGUUUGAAUUUCUUCACUCCUGCUCUUAAAAACAUCUCUGAACUGGAGUAUAUCAUAGAAAUAUACCGAAUCAGGAAUCAUAGUCAAAAAAAUGGUUUUGUUAUUGUCUAUCCAUUCAAGCCGAAGUUUCGAAUUACAAACAAAACCGAUUACUCAUUUACGGAUCUUGAACCAAAUGCACAAUAUAAGUUUCGUGUGGUCGCUCUUCGUUUAAAUGGAACAGAACGUUCAGAAUUCAGUCAAUGGAGCAAUAUCACGACAACAAAAAGUUGCACUACAUCUUCCUGUGGUGUCAGCAAUAUGAGACUUCAUGUUACACCUGUUGACCCUGGCCACGGAAUGAAGGGUUUGAAAUCAUUUUUGUUUUGGGAUCCCACCAAACUUAACAAGGAAUAUCGCAGUAAAAACUCGGUUCUUGAAGGAAGUUGUUUGUCUGGUGGCUGGUGUAGUAAGAAUUUUGUUAACUAUAUAAACUACUACUCUGGAUAUGAGAAAUUCUUCAAUGGUAGUACGUUUUUCAACAUUUCGACAUUUUCAUCCAAGCCAACCAUCUUUUUUGAUUGCUGGUAUAAAUUUACGAUUUACGCAACAAAAUAUGGGCUUGACAAACAUGCUAGCCGAACUUGGAUAUUCUACAUACCAAACUGCAUUAACGUUAACAAAUCUAAGACAUGUGGAUGUCCUUAUUUUCCAAGAAAGAAGGAAAAAAAUCAUGACUUAUUUGACGUGAACGUAUUAUCCUCACAUAACAAUAAAUCGGUGGCUCAAGUAAACUGGAAGAAGGAAAUAUGGCAGGCUGAAAAUAUCAUCAAAUUCAAAGUUUCGAUGUUGGAUGUAAACAGUACUCAUCAUAAUGCUUUCCACAAGAUCGUUGAUGCCACAACUGAAUCUCUUGAUUACAGUGUAAAUUUUACAAAUCUUAUCACAUGGAAUGUAUAUGAUGCUGUGUUGACUGCAUUACAUAGUGACCACUGUACUUACGAAGACCGCUACAUAUUCCGAUUUACUGCAUUGGCAGUUUGUCAAUGGAACAACUGCAGGAACAACAGCAAAUGUAAACAAAUUCUAGGAACAAUUAAAUACAAUUGUCCCUGUAAUUAUGGGUUUUUUGAAUUCAAUCUAACAUGCAAAAACACUCCUGAAAAUAUGACAGAAAUCAAAGAGAAAAAAUACAAGAAAGAUACAAAAGAUAAUGGAAUUUUAGCCAUAGUUGCCGGAAUUGUUCCUGCAGUGAUUGUUAUCAUCGUCAUAUUUAUGGCUAUUAUAAUUUGGUUGCGUUAUUUUCAUAAAAAGAAAAUGAAUUCUAUGGAAAGAGAAUUUGAUAUUGCGUUGGAGACAAAUGCUGGUGGAGCCUUGACUGAUCCAUAUGACUUACAAGAUCUAAUGAACGUUGCUUUACCAGAGCAGAAUGGAAAAGAGAUCAACUUAUUGUAUGUGAUGAAAGAUUGUCUUGAAAUGCCCGAAAAUUUAAGGGUUUCGUUGAGGUUGUUAGAAUUGCCAUGUGAACGUAUUCGACGUAGAGAAAUGAUAGGUCGUGGAGCAUUUGGUGAAGUUUAUCUUGGUGAAGCUGAAGAAGUUAAUGAUUCUCCUGGAUGGACCACUGUUGCUAUCAAAACUCUUACAGUUACAGAAGCAGUCCAUAAGAACGAUGUACACGAUUUUAUGCGUGAAAUUGAGCUUAUGGCACAUAUUGGAAAGCAUAAAAAUGUUAUUCAUAUGUUUGGUUGUUGCACAAAGUCUCUUCCUAUAUGUCUGGUUCUUGAAUAUGCACCAGGAGGAAACCUUGUUAAUUAUCUUCGAGCUCUUAAGAAAAAGUGUAAAGAAAUCGCUACGGCACAAGUUUAUGCAUUUAUGGAGACAAAAAGGGGAAAAUUUGAAAAAAAUUUUGAUUCAAGUGAAACAUCUUGUUUUACCAACGAUCCUCAUAAAAGAAAAAAACAAAAUGAAGUAAAGCAAGCUGAAGAAUUAAAUGUAAAAAUCGCCUCGAAGUUUAAAAAUGAGCUUCAAACAGCCCUUGAUCCAAAAGAACUUGAAUCGUUUGCGCGACAGAUUGCUUCGGGAAUGGAACAUGUGUCACAGCUCGGGAUUGUCCACCGAGAUUUGGCAGCAAGAAACAUACUUCUUGGUGAAAACAAGGUGUUGAAAAUAUCUGAUUUCGGUUUGUCACGAGAAGGUUCAACAUACAUCAAAAAAACGGCAGGAAAGAUACCAUUUCGAUGGCUUUCAAUUGAAGCAAUCAGAGAACGUCUUUAUUCAACUGCUAGUGACGUAUGGGCAUUUGGCAUUGUUCUCUGGGAAAUAUGUACACUUGGUGACAUACCUUACCCAACUGUGUCUGAUAAAGAUCUUGAGCAAUUUUUGAUGAGUGGUCAAAGGUUGGACAAAGUGAAUAGUUGCACCGAAGAAAUAUAUACUAUUAUGUUGAAAUGCUGGAGUCAUAUACCAGAAGAUAGGCCAUCGUUCACUGAACUUUCUAAGGAACUUUGGGAUCUGGAGCACAAAGGAAAUACUUACGUGAAUGUUGAAAGUUUAAUGAAACAAUUAAUGAAAGACGAUCAUGGAAAUGGCAAUGGCACUGAAGAGAAAAAUAACAACAAAGAUGGGGAUCAUUUACAGUCGGAUGUUGUUGGUGAAAAUACAGCCUUUGAUAACCCUGGUUUUAGUUUGGGCGAAGAGAAUUAGACAGAGUGUUGAUUAAGGAAAAAUUAAUAAAAGUAAGUGUCUACAGGAAGAAACGUUUUGCUGAAAAUUGACGAGAGUAAAAAUUCCACCUGGCGGUCUUUUUAGAACACUUCUGAUAAAAUUGUAAUUGAGUAUGAAUGAAAUAACUUUUGAGGAAGUAAAAAAUUUCAUAAAUAGUUAAAAAAUACUUUUUGUAAUUUGAGAAGUUAACUUUUUUAUACAAUGAACCUUUGAUGAGUUCUCGAUCGUUUAUUGAAUCCUUAAUUGACAAGGUUAUAUUGCCUUUUUUAAGUCAUUAUAAUAAAUGUUUUGAGCAAUUCCAAUUACAUUUCAAGUUAUCUUAUUGUAGAUACGUAAUUUUAAAGUAUUUUAAAGUAGAACGUAUACGUCUGUAACUUUACUUCGUAGAAGUACAUAAUUACGAUAAUUUGCCAAUAACAUUUUCUAAGAAGA